UCAAGAAAAAGUAUACGUCAAAAGCACAGCAACAAACGAACAGCGCAAUCCAAAGCCGAGGAAAGAGUAGUGCGAAAUGGCGGCUGCUGCUUUUGCACCGGUCAUUCCUCUCCGGUUCAAAUCCUACUGUACACUCCGUUUCCUUUCCUUCUAUUCCCAAACCCUAACAACGCCUCGCCUUUUCCCGCCACUUCCUCGCCGACCCUUCCCCUUAACCAUUCCUCGUAAACGAUGCUUCCGCCCCGUUAUUUCCCCUGCGCUGCAGUCUGGAGAAAGGGCAAAAAUAGAAUUCCUAGAAAAGAAAGUCGGUGAAACUGGGACUACAGUCAGCGAGUUCAGGCAGAAAUUGAAAAUCGCCCACAUAAAAGGAGGACCCGAUGAAGGUUUGGAUCGGGUCGGGCAGACUCUAGUGGUUAUGGGUUGGGUUCGGACUCUCCGGGUUCAAAGCAGCGUUACAUUCCUUGAAGUAAAUGAUGGUUCAUGCCUUUCAAAUAUGCAAUGCGUGAUGAAUUCAGAUGCUGAAGGUUACGAUCAGGUGGAAUCUGGCUUGAUUGCAACUGGUGCAUCCAUAUGGGUGCAAGGAAUUUUGGUGGCUAGCCAAGGAUCAAAGCAGAAAGUGGAAUUGAAGGUUGACAAAGUUGUUGUGGUACGUUAGACUUGCCCUCUUAUCUUGUUGAAGUUGAUUAUUGUGAAAUGUAGUAGUUUAUCCAUCUAUUUUGCCUUGAGAAUUCACUCAAAUGGUCUACAUCAACAAACUGUCGAAGUUGCUUUGUGGAAUCUGAAAAUUAUUAUUCCUUUGGACUUAAAUUUAGUAGA
Messenger RNA from Durio zibethinus, 816 nucleotides. The record is from RefSeq and is a predicted model, not a curated record. NCBI's taxonomy places the organism in Eukaryota, Viridiplantae, Streptophyta, Magnoliopsida, Malvales, Malvaceae.